GCCGCUCAGUCAGUUUCAGGAACGCGAUGAGUAGACAUCGAUGUAACGCGUUGUCGUCGUUGUUUCCAUCUGAAAAACCAUCAUCCAAGCAGCAGCAGAAAUCUACCCGGAGCAAUCCAAGCUGUGAAAGAGUGAAAGAGAGCGAGUGUGCUCUUCUCGAGUCUAGUAACUGAUGAAUAAAGAGUAACGAGCGCAAAAGAAGGAAGAGGCACAAUUUAUGGAAGAAAACCGAAAAAAAUAAGUACAGGAAGAAGUGGAAUAAAGUGUCUCUUUCAAAAUAGUAAGUGUAGAAAAAGUGCUGAAAUUCAAGCCGAAAAAUUGGAAAAAAAAAGUGUAAUUAUCAUGAAAAUGAUGUUUCUGGCUGUGGUUUCAUUAAUUCCUGGUUAUCUGUAUGGAGGCGAUAACCUUUCGGGAAGAAAAAAGAGAGCAUUCCAGCUAGCAGUGUCCCAGCCGAUACUCGUCGCGUCAUCCUAAAGAGUUUAAUUUGGAUUGAAAAUUUAAUUUCCGGUUCGCGAAUUCAACCCGUCCGGUCGUGAAAAUGUACUUUUUCAGUGUAGAAAAGUGAAGAAAAAAAAAAACAUUGAUUGGAAGGACCUCUACGGAAUCUCAUGUUUCAUGACGUCGUCGCCUGAUUGAUGUCCAGUGCUAGCAGUUUGUUUUCCUGUUUGAUCACAACCCGAGUAGAAAAGAGGGAUCAGACAGCAGAACAAAUUUUGUUGGUGAAAAGUGUUGCAGUGCGUUAUAAUAUUUGUUUUCUAUUUUGUAGGAUUGCAUAAUAUAAAUUGUUAAAAAUCAGAAUUGUUAAGUGUGUUAAAUCUACGAUUGAAGGAAGAUUUAAAAGGAAAAUUACGAUUAUUUUAUGCGAAGUGCAAAGGAGAAAAAGGUAAUUUGCCACAGGAAAAAAUAAAAAUAGUGAAAAUUUCAUCUUCAUUCAAAUUUAAGAGUUCGUUAAGUUUCACUUCGCGUUCGUCGGGUACGUCGAUUCUUUGUAAAUUGUUCUUGUAAAUAGUUUACCCGCGAGCCAAGGAGGUGUAGUACGUCUUUGCGAGAAGAAGUGACUAUUAUGUUUCGCUACUAACGGAAAGAGAAGCCCAACAGGAAGCUCAAUUAUCCUGGACGGAUUUGGAGUUUCGGUUUAUCGUAAGAGCUCGGAAUCAAUAUCGUUAGGAGGAAACGAGUGUGAACCCAACCCGAGCUUCCCCCUUCCAAGGGGAUGGAGUCCGGAGUCCGUCUACUGUUGUUAGACCACUCUGAAUUCCGUGGUCGGUUUUAGGGAAGAGUGUUCGUUUCUUGUGAACAAGUGCUCCACAUCUGGAAUCCGGAAGUUGGUGUCCCAAGAGGAAAGUGAAAAUUCCUCGCGGAAGGAAUGGAAAAAAGUUUCAUACAGGAGCAGUGCAAACGUAGAAUGAUCUUAGAGUCCGGAUUCUCGACGUCCGGAAUACGCGAAUAAUUUUUGGGCUGAAAGAGAUUGUUCCCAGACCUUCUCUUUCGAUAUUUGUUUCGCUACGUUUUCUGUAGUAGAGUGUGCUUGUCUCAGUGUUUUCAUAUAUUUGGUGCAGUGUGCAAUUGCUGUGUUCGUCUACGGGGCCCAACAAAUUGUGUUUUAUUUCACGAUUCCAAUUUCUCCUUAGCCAGUCGAAAUCCGUGCGAUAAUCGUCGUCCGGAAAAUGAUGUAACAGUCAUAAACAUCAUCGUAUGUGGCCGUCCACAGUCGUGUCGCAGUCGUCCGGAAUCUGGUCAAAUUUACCUUUGAUCAGUCGGUCGGUUAGUCGAGCGAGAUCGUCCUUUUCCCCGCGGUGCGUCUCAUAAACGUGUUCGCGAAUCAAGUAUUUAAGGGAAAGGAAGAAUCGUGUCCAGUGAGUAAUUGUUCCGAUCCCGAUCGGUUCCCGGUAAGUGUGUCCCGAGUGUAGAAGUAUGAUGAAGGAGUGCUGGCGGUGGGUUUGAGAGAGAGAGAGCGAGAGGGAAAGAAUUGGAAAUUUGUCAAGAAUUGGGUUGACGGCCCCCAGACCGGAAAAGUCGCCUCCAUGAAGCACCUGAGGCACAAUGGUACGCGAGACUCGACAUCUUUGGGUUGGAAACUUGCCCGAAACGGUACGAGAGGACAGAAUACGAGAGCAUUUUAAAAGAUAUGGCAGAGUUCAAAGUGUUAGAAUUAUCACCUCUCAGGCGUACAAUCCCACCUCCCCCUCAUCGGCUACUGCAAGGACCGGUAGCAUUGAAACGGCGUCCAAGGAUCAUCAACAGCAGCUGCCUUUCGUUGAUAACAGCACCCACGACGGAGCUGACCUGCUGCUCUUAUCUUCUGGACCAUCAUCAUCCGCAGGAGGCGAAUUUGACGGCUCUGCAACGGCGUCCUCCUCUGCUUCAUGUUCGUCCUCUUCUGUUCCUGCUUCUUCUUCUUGUGCUUCUGGUACGCCGUCGGCGAUACCUGCUGCUGCUGCUGCAGGAUCAGCAGUCGAGUUCAGCAGCAACACUAUCAAUAGUAGUAGUAGUAGUAACAAUAGUGUUAGUCAUAAAAACAUUCCUCCUAGCUUAUCGGGCAACAUUAGUGUCGGCGGUGGCGGCAAUGGGCUGGUCAUCGGUGUUUGUGCAACGAUCGCUUUCAUGGACAUUAAGUCUGCGUCGAAAGCGCAUACUGCCGAGCACAAGUUCGACGAUCGUAUACUGACCACGGAAUACUACGAACCCUCGCUGCUGACGAUGCCCCCGACCGUGGCCCCAUCGACUGUUAGUGGCAGCGCCAAUUGUAGUACAACGACACCUGGUGAUAGUAAUUGUAAUAGUGCAUCUAGUACUACAAAGCCGAAACACAGCAGCGGUAACAAUAACAACAACAACAACAACAACAACGGUAGCAAUAGGGUAAACAGUCCUGGCAACAACAUUAUUCAGUAUUCUUGUUCACCUUCGGCAGCUGCAGGCUUCCUUCCGUUGUCGUCGGGAACGGGACUUUCGACGGUGACCGCCAGUGGCAGCGGUAAUUGCCCCAACGGUAGUAUUAGUAAAUCCGAAUCCUCUGGUGGUAAACUGCUAGGGCUUAGCGAUGAACAUGGCUCGUUCUACGAGUGUAGCAAUGGCAAUAGUACUAGUAGUAGUGGCAGCAGUAGUAGUAGAACAGCAAGCUUCAACCGUUUGCAUGGUGGCGACGAACACGGCAUCAGCGGCGGCAAUGGACGACGAGUGUCCGGCUCGACAGGUGGAUAUUCUAGGGAUCUGAUAGAUGGUGGUGGUGGCAACGGUGUAGGCAGUACCCGCGGUCGUCAACGUGAUCGCCAGCACUACCGCAACGGGCCGUACACGAACAUGGUGGAAAGCAGAUCGAACCCAAUCAGUCACCAUCGAUUAUCGUCCAGCAGCUGGUACAACAGCGGCCAGAACAGCAAUAACGGAAGUGGCGAUAACCUUUCGAUCUCGCAGCAGCAAGCCUCAGGUCCAGUACCGGCGACACCGCUGACUCCGACACGUAACGUCUACAGCGCUGUCGUGCAGCCGGACCAUCCCAUCCAACCGUCGACGUCGACGGCCUCCUCGUCAACCAAUCCCAUAGCGACAUCGAGCGCUGGAUCAGGUCCCGAGCGUGGUAGCAGCUGUUCGAGCAUCAACAACAACAACAACAGUUAUGAUAACUUUCUCGUAAAGAAGAAGCAAAGUUCACGCUCAUCGGACUCGGGGUCACCACAGCCUCAGUCGUCGCACUAUCAUCAUCAUUUGCACCACUCGCGAAACACGUCUCCGAUCUCAUCGACUCAUCAUCCUCAACAUCAUCAUCCGAGUGGGCAUCCGCAUAACCACAUCGGACAUUCCUCGCAACUACACACGCACAAUAGCAGAAGCGAUCGAUCGAUCUCGAGGUCUCGGUCCCGAUCGCACAGCAGUUCCUGCUCGUCCACCCACAGUACAACCACCAGUCAGUCGAACGAAACCUGCUCGACGACACGAAGUCCAGCUAUCCUAGCGCAAGGCUCGGUUAACAGUGGCCCAUUAUUCGGUAGUUGUCGAGAAGGACGUUCCGAUCGACUAGACCGGGAUUCAGCCGCGCGUGUAGGUCUACAGUCCGCUGUAGCAGUGAGCAGCAAUAAUAGCAACAAUAAUGGUGGAGGCAGCUCGGGUGCUAGCAGCAGCAGUGGUUCCGGUGCCGGUAGCCUAAAUUGCCACUCGGAUGACAACCGGCCACUGGCGAUUUGCGUUCGGAAUUUACCUGCACGUUCUUCCGACACUUCGCUGAAAGAUGGCCUAUUUCACGAGUACAAGAAGCACGGCAAAGUGACAUGGGUGAAGGUCGUCGGCCAGAGUACCGAUCGUUAUGCGUUAGUUUGCUUCAAAAAGCCCGAAGAUGUUGAGAAGGCUCUGGAGGUGUCCCACGAUAAGUUGUUUUUCGGUUGCAAGAUUGAAGUAGCACCAUAUCAGGGAUACGACGUUGACGAUAACGAGUUCCGACCGUACGAGGCGGAGCUGGACGAAUACCAUCCCAAGUCCACCCGAACUCUGUUCAUCGGAAACCUCGAAAAGGACAUCACGGCCGGUGAGCUGCGGAAACAUUUCGAUUGUUUCGGUGAAAUCAUUGAGAUCGAUAUCAAGAAGCAAGGUGUUAGUGCGUAUGCGUUUUGCCAAUAUUCGGACAUUAUCAGUGUAGUGAAAGCCAUGCGUAAAAUGGACGGUGAACAUUUGGGCAGCAAUCGAAUCAAGCUCGGGUUUGGUAAAUCGAUGCCCACGAAUUGUGUAUGGAUUGACGGUAUCGCGGACGGUGUAGGUGAAGGCUAUCUUAGGGCACAGUUCGAUCAUAUUGGCGCCGUGUCUCAAGUGACUAUCGAUCGUGAACGAAAGCUAGCGCUAGUGUUUUUCGAACAAGUUCAAUGUGCUCAAGCAGCGGUGAAAGAAAUGCGUGGCACGACGCUUCGUGGACGUAAGUUGCAAGUGGAUUUCGCUUCGCGAGAAUGCCAAGAUGCAUUUUUUGACAAGUUGGACAAACAAACAUGUGCGACAUUCGGUUCACCGCGGUUCGAAUCGGGUGCGAGUGGCCGUUUCACCGGUAAUCGUUACGUGGAAAGUACCGGUCGAAGCAGAGCCACCUCCUUCAGUCGGCCCGGUAAUCCGCUGAGUCACAGUGGAGCUGUGUCACCUCGGCACGAUCCUUCGCCGGUUUCUUCGAGCCGCGGUGGUGGCACUUCUAGUUCCCGAUCUCGAAUCGUUCGGUAUACGAACGAUGAUUACUACCAGGACGGUGCGAAUACCCAUGGCAGUGGCAACGAGCGGAGGUUUCGCAAUUAUGAUGAAUACAGUCAAGGGUCGGCUGCCAGUUCGCAUGAGGACGCGUAUGAACACGACGGCUAUAGUGCAAGUCACGUGAGGAGUAGUGCUCACGAUCGGCUGCAACCGUCGUCGACGUCAGAUUCGCCGCCCCCAAUCGUAACGUCCAGCGGUCUGUCUUCGUCGAUACAGUCGCGGCUGGGCGAUGUGGAACCGACCGUUGGUCUUAGUAGGAAGCGAAGUGAGAAAAGUCCAGGUGAUAUACGAUAUUUACAAAAAGAAAGAGUACAUAUUUUAGAACAAUUAGAAGAAUGCCCGUCCAGUGGUGAUGAGUUAGUAAGUCCAAAGAAACGUAUCAAAUACAAUCCAGAUGCUCACCUUGGCAGUGACCCAUCUGAUCAUCAUCAUCCCCAUUAUUCUUCUACUUCUGUGGCCACCUUGGCGGUGUCAGCGGCGGUAAGCGGUGAAGUGGCGAGUGGUUUGUGUGAUCCAGUGAUGUCAUCAUCGUCCGGCCGAGGAGGCGUCAGUGGCGAAGGCAGCGGAGGACAUCAUCAUUACAAUAGUAACAGUAGUAAUAAUAGUAACCAUUACAACAGUCACCACCAUCACCACCAUCAUAACAGUGCGGAUAGUGGUGGUCUGCAGCCCGGAUUCUCCACUUCUUCCACGGCUUCGCACCACCGAAAGUGCGUUGAAGUACGGCGACUCUCGGACUGCAACCUGCAGCAAUCAAAAUCGUUAUCAAGCCAAUCAACGCCUUCAUCUAUGCAUAGUAACAAUAAUAGCAGAAGACCGUCCACUGACAGCGCAUCGUUGCAUCAAAGACAUGGUAGCAAUAGCAGUAAUAGUUCUUCCAGUUUACAACAAUCACACCUAGAUAGCGGGCAUCUCUAUUCCCAUUCGUUGAACAAACGACGGAAAACGAUUUUAAAUAGUGACAACAGUAUGACUGUCAUUGCGAGCGCAGGGUCGGCAUCGGUAUCGUCUAACGAACACCAUCACUCAUCUCGUGGACGGGGUCAUCAACUGCACUCGAUACAUUCGCAUGAAGCGAGCGGAGGUGAAAGUGCCGAUGGAUCACGACCCGGAACACCACUCUGCGAUGAACGACCUGAAAAUCUUCCACCAAGUGAACCCAGACGAAUACCCACGAGUCGAACGUACAAUCAGGAACCGCUAAGUUUACCUCUGCCACGGUUUGCGAUACAGUUCCUGCAGCAGUACCGAUUACAGAAUCAGCAACAUCCAAUGUCCUCGUCGGUACCUGUAACUUCAUCACAUUCAUCCUCCAAUAAUGCUCUGCCAAGCUCUUCGCUACAUCAGUCUACAUCGUCGUUGCCGACGACGUCUUCGUCAGCGCCAUAUUCUAACGUGUCUGGCACAUCGUUAUCGUCGUCGUCGUCGUCGUCGUCGUCGUCGUCAUCGUCGUCAUCAUCGCAGCAGCAGCAAAGUGCUCUAAGUUCAUUGCAUUCGGCUGCACCCAGUGGUGCUACAAGUGGUCCUUCACUCUCGUCUAAUUCUAGUCUACUAAACAACAAUCUGUCGAGUCCACCGCCAACGCAUCCAACUAAGCUAUCCCUGCUGAUACCACCGAACACAGGUUCGAGUAGUAGUUCCGCGACAGGAAACACUCCGGCCAGUGCCAGUACGUCAAACAGUUUAGAUCAUGGUACCCAGGCACCUGCCAGUCCAUUGCGAGCACAUUCGGUAAGUUCGCAUUCGAGUGAUUCCGAGGGUGGACCCUCUACCUCGCCGUCUCUGGAAGAACGAAUCAAUCGAUUGGAUGAAAUGUAUGAAAAGUGGUCCGGCAAUAGCCAAACUCGGUUCAACAAUGCUGUAGCCGAGCUGCACUUCAACGAGCGGCACCAUAACCAUCAUGUGUACCAUCACAACCACACCAGUACAACCGGAGGCAGUCUGAAUCAAUCGCCGCUCUCCAACGUUUCAUCCUCGUCGACGUCAUCGUUCCGGCAUAAACUUCUAGAACUCGACGUGCAUGAAGUCCCUCCGUCUGACAUAGUGAAAUCUGUCCUUUCACGAAAAUCAAUUUUCGACGAAGAUCUCAAACGACUGGAAAACAUAAGCGACAAGUACGAACCCGGUAUGUUCUCGGGUUUUACAAAAACCACUGCGAAUUUCAAUGCCGUUAGCACAACUAGUUCGGCUGCUGCAUCUCCGGUUAACACGGUCUUGGCAUCGCAAUCCCCGUUGCAUGCAUUGAAAGCGCAAACACCACCAGCUCCUAGCCUGCAACGACUUGGCAGUUGUAGUGCCUCCGGUUCUCCAAUGAACAGUCCCCAGCCAUACAAUAGCCCUAAUCCGUCUGUUAAAUCUGGUCUGCAGUAUCCGUUCCCAAGUCAUCCACCGUCAAUGCCAUCGGUAGCUGUUCCUAGUUCAACAUCCCUGACAGCGUCUGUGACGCCUCCUACUACCAGUACGGUCACUUCUAUUGCCGGCAGUACCAACACCGGAACGAUAUCAACCUCCUCUACCAGUGCUAGCAACAGUUCGCUUUCCGCUUCAGCUUCCUCCUCUCCUGUUCAUAGCACAACAGCACCAUCCACUCCAAGCACCUGUGCAGCGCCAAGCAGUUUGUCCAGUACGGCGUCAACUAGCUCAACGGUAUCAACUAUGAGCUACAGCAGUUCGGCUACCCUAGCAAAUAAACCAAAGACCAAUAUUUUAAAUAAAAGUAUUAGUUUAACGGAAAAAUCAAGUACAAAUAUUAGUAGUAACAACAAUAAUAAUUUAACGAGUAAUAGUAGUAAUCUAACGAGUACUAGCGGUAGCAGUAAUACUAGCGUGAAUGAAUCGUCUACGUUGGUAGCAAGUACUACAACCACUGCAACGACAACGAGCAUACCAACACCGAAAGUAUCCUCAAUAUCUUCUUCUUCUUCUUCGUCGUCGUCAUCGUCAACUGAGGCAGUUGUAACGUCAAACACUGCCGUAGUUUCCACAACGGAAAGUAGCACAUCAGAAGCUUCAACAGGCUCUGCAACCACUUCCAACAAUUGCAAGAACACUACAAUUACGACAGCUCCACCUGGUAGUACAAAUUCCGGUACAGUUAGGUCCAACAGUAAACCGUCAUUAUCAACGAACACUUCCACAGAAGGAGUACAUCAGCAUUCCAAUAGUUCUAGCACUAACCACGGUGUCGAUAACAGUUGUACCAAUAGUGGCAACGAGAAGGAGGAAAAGUCUAGCAGUAGCAAUGGCUCUGGAAGCAAACACCACAAGGAUCGGCGGAAACUGUCUACAGCUUCGUCCUCCUCGACAAGUUCGACGGGAUCCAGCACGCCAACUACCUCUUCGAAUGCUCCUCCGCCACCGCCGGAACCAAAAACUGGCGAUGCAUCGCUUGCAGAUGACGAUCAACCUCCAAAACAGCCACAUCAGAUCAGUGGAAGCUCAAGUGGAAAGCAUAACAAAUCUAGCAAGUCGAAUAACCAUCACGGUCAUAGUCAUAGCCACGGCCACAGUCACAGACAUUCCAGUGACAGUGCCAGUAGCUCGAGUAGCUCGGUGUCGACUAAGAGUCACUACAAGAGCGGUUCCGACGAUGUAAACGAAUUUGAUCGUUUGAAACGAGAGAUACCGGUGAACACGGUCAACUCCAGAAGUGGUUCAUUCAGCCGUAAAGAGCGCGAACGACAAGAGCGAGAAGAAACAGAACGCAGGCUCGACGAAGAGCGGAUCCAACAGGAAAAGGAAGAAAUGCGUCGUGCUCAGGAGCAAAAGGAGCUUGAGCUAGAAGAGCAAAGGCGGAAGGAGAAGGAAGAAACUGAUCGGAAAGAGCGAGUGGAGCGCGAACAACAAAUCCAACGUGAACAAGAACUGGAAAGAGAACGUCAGCUACAAAAGGAGCGUGAAGAACGAGAAAAGGUGGAACGUGAAAAGUGGCAGAAAGAAGAAACCAGACUGGUGCAACCUCCGAAAGAAGUAUUUGAAACUUGUGACGCCUUGACGAAUCACCACAGUAAAGAUCGACUGGAACCGGUUAAUUCGUCAUGCAGCAGUUCGCCGUCUCAAAAUAUUUCGAAGCGUCGGCUCAGCUCUCCAGAUAGCAACGAUUCUCCAAGCGAAGAAGCUAAUACUUUGAAAAAGCAUAAGCAAAAUAACGUCGAUAGUGAUCGCAUCGCUGAACAUCGUGAUUCUGGGAAGGACGGCAAGAGAGACAAGCACCACAAAAGUCAUAAUCGGAAUGAAAAAUCAUCCAAGUCAUCUUCGGGAUCAUCGACGUCUUCGGAUAAACCUCUAUCGCAUCCGAAUGCCCUCUGCAGUGUAGGCAAGCAUGACAAUCAUGAUGAGAAGCAACAGUUUCUACUGGAAGAACGGCGCAAGGAAAUUUCGUUUUCUGGUGAUACAGAUACAGUUCAUCUGAGUCACCACCACAAAAAGAAAGAUCGCUAUCAUGAAAAGCACAAGUCCAAGAAAGAUCGUGAAGCGUCUAGGGAUAAGGAAAACACUCAAAGUGUCAAUUUCCCCAUGGAAAGUUUUACCGAUCAUCACCGGUCCACCAGUGACGAGGACGAACACGUUCGCAUUCGGCACAGAAAGGAACGAAAAAGUUCCAAGGACUACGGUAGGCGAUUUCACAGUGAAGAUGGUUCAGAUUACAAGAAGUACGAAAGAAAGCUUAGCCGGGCCGAAUCGUCUGGCGAUGAGGAAGUUAGGAAAAAGAAGAAUCGGAUUAACAAUAGUCGUCCAAAGACAACCAACAGCUCAGAUACGGAUGAUUCCGAUGAACCCAAAAAGCACUCAAUCUUUGACAUCCCCGACGACGGGCCCAACAUUUCAAUGUACGACAAAGUGAAAGCGCGGUCCUGUAAGAAUAUGCAAAGGCAAGAGGAGGAGAAAAAAAUCAAAGCCAAGUUCAACAAGCUGAAACAGAGUCGAGAAAAACGGGAGGGUAAAAAUCGAUCCAAGAGCUGGGACGAGGAUUCCGAUACGGAUGGCAUGAACUCGGAUACGACUAUAAAUAGUAAAUAUAACCACAAAGAUCAUCUCAAGAAGAGUGGCACAAUGACCACAUCAGAUGAUGAUGACCAUUUACCAACGACACCUAGGAUGCGACGUCAUAUGAAGGAACCGCUAGCUACUGACUCGGAUGAGGAGAACAACCGAAGGCGUUCUAAUCGCGAUCGAUUGAAUGAUCUAUGUGACGACGAGAGCUCUGAUGAUGAUCGUUCAGCUAAACGGGUACCCCGUACACCUCGUCGGAGUUCCAGCGAGAAACAUAUGUCACGAAAGAACUCACACUCAGCCAAAAUGCAAUCGGAAACCGAUUCAGAGGAUGAUCUUGGGAUCAUUAGAGAAACACCAGCCACUCCGAAUUGUGAGAAAAAACCCCUCGUUCCCGAAAUGAAGAUGGAUCACGUCAGUAUCAAACAGGAAAUGAAGAGCGAAGAAGACACCCAGGAAGAAGUCCGUAAAGUAGACAUAAAAGUGGAAACGAAGGUUCAACCCCCUUCGGCGCUGGUGACAAGCGAUGUAUCCGAUGACGAUGAGGUCGCCAAAAGUGUCAUCAAAUCGGAAAUCAUACCCACUGUUUUGAUCAAGAAGGAACCUGUAGAAGAAGGAUUCAACUUGGUCAAGAAUCGUUAUGGAGAUGUUUCAUCCGAGGGUGAGCCGAACAUAACCACAGUGGUUAAUGCAGAAAUAGAGAACACAGUGAACAGCGCUGUUGAUCAGUUAAUGUUUGGACAUUCUGAUCUGAAGAAGAGGCACAAGAAGAAGCAAAAGCGUCAUAAGACUGUCGAAGGAUCUGAGACAGAUGUGAAAAGUGAAAAGGAACAUUCACCACACGAUGACGUCGGUUCUGCGAAUACUAUGUUUGAUGAACUGAAGAAGUCUUCUGACGAUCAGAUGUACGUCAGUUCGAAGAAAAAGCAUGGUGGCAAAAAGGACAAACGACGAGAUCGAUCCAAAGAAGACCACGAAAAAUCCGGAAAGUCCAAAAAGUCGAAGAACAAGCACAAAGACUCAAACAAAAUACCAGAUUCCAUGGUAACCAGUGCGAAGCGAGAAGAAAAGAUAGAAGAUAUCUUUGGGCCAAUUUCUGAUGAGGAGUCUCAGCAUUCGUCUGUUGAAACCGAAGUAUCAAUUAAACAAGAACCGGUUGAUUUGAAAGCUGAAGAUGCAUCCAAGCCGUCAGAGACAGAACAGGCGAACGAAUGUGAGAUAACCGAGAAAGAAAAGAUGAAGGAAGAAUCUAGGAAGAAGAAGGAGAAAAAACGUCGUGAACGUGAAAAGCUUCGAGCGACAAUAACAAUGAAGGAAGAAGAAAACAGUGUAGAUUUGGACGAGGCAGGUCGCGCCCUCGAAGCACAGCUCAUGAGUGACUCUGAUCAAAAAGCUGAAGAUGCUUCUCCGAGUUCGACGGUAACUACUAGCGGAAAACGAUCCUCUGUUGAUGUGAUGGAUGUAUUCCGAUUCACCGACGGAGACGAUAGUAUGGAAACAUCAUUUACCGAGAAAAAGGAAUCCGAUCAUGGUCGUAAAGAAAAGAAGAAGAAAAAGAAGAGAGGCAAAGAUGAGAAGCAUAAACACCACCACAGUACCAGCAAUAAUCAUACAAAUCCUCCUACGAUGACUCCGAUAACUCCAACGAACAACAAGUUAUCGUUGGAUAUAAUAUCAGCUCAACAAGAAGACAGUAAACAUAGCAUUAGCAAACCUUCUCCCAGCUUACCUUGUUUGCUUGACGAAAGUCCACCGGCCUCAAACAGCCGACAACCAGCCCAACCAAUGUACCCGACGACGCCAUCUAGACAACUUCUAUCGCCUACUCCAACGGGCCACGAAUUGGCUAGUUCUACUCCAACCAAAGACGACGAGGAAUCGCUGCCGGCCAGCAUAAAAGAAGAAAGCACACAAGCUAAACCAUCUGAACCGUGCUCCUCAUCGAAUCAGUCAAAACGGAAACCGGAGAAGUUGAUUCCAGGCUUUGGCACUGACAUUGACGAGCAGAUUCAUGAAAAGGCCGUACUUUCUAUUUCCGGAGAGUUUAUUUCUGAAAAAAUCGUCAAGGAUGAAAUCAAGAGUUCAGAUCCAGCCGAUUCCUUGAAGAACAAAUCGGACGAAAUAAAAAUAGAAGAAAAAUCGAGAGUGGUAAUCUCGCAAGAAGAAACCGAAGACGCAGUGGCAGCUCUGCUUGGUGAAAGCUUCGGAACAUCGAAUACACCUGAUUUCUCGAUCGAUUAUUCAGUAGAUCCGGCCGAAGAGUCAUCUUCACAGUUGGCUUCUGAUCCGCCGCAAAUUCCAGAUGAAGAUAAUGAGGAAAUUAAGAAAGCUAUCCUCAGUUUAAACACCGAAGGCCUAGACAUGAAACCGGAUACUCCGACAUCCGAACACGAUCUGCAAAUCGAUACCGACACCGAAGAUCAGGCAGAUGAUGAGCAUCCAGCAAGCUUGUUACGAUUUGACAAUCCACCAAAGACCCCGGAUGUGGAUUUGAGUCAAAUUGGUAAGCCCUUAUCGGAUACAUUGAGCAGUUCUUCUACUCCAAAUUCCGCCAAAAAGGACGACAAGCUGGAGAUGCCUGAUACACCCGGCAAGAAUGUGCACAUUGUUAGCAGUGUGCCUGCAACUUCGACAUCUCAGAGUGCACCUGUAUCGACAAUCACGAUUAACACUGCAAUGCCCAGUUCGGCAUCAACUGUAUCGAUCGUUUGUAGUGCCUCCACUGUCACAACCACCAAUGUUACAACCAAUACGAAACCAACUGUGGCUGUUCAAAUGCCAAUCGUUGUACAGAAUCAGAAGCCGGUGACGCCAACAACAGCGACAUUAGCAAUCAAGGAUUCGCAAGCAAAGGCACUGACCACAACAACAACCCCGGUCGCUAAAUCAGUGUUCACAUCGUCAGCCACAGUUGUUCAAAGUAAAUCAACGCCUAUUGUCGCACAGAAAUUGACAGUUAGUCAACCACCGUUGGUCGGCAAUCAAUUGCCGAUUCGGCAUCAGUUGAUCAUGCAGGCGCCUCCAACGAUUACCAUUCCUGAACAACACCCUAUGUACCAAUCGAUGGAGACCGUGAUGUCUCCUAGAGGACCAGCUGCGAGUGACCCUAAGAUGCAGUCGCCGAAGUUACAACACCAACCUCUUUCUCCCUUUGCGAGAACAUCAUCUCCGACGGCUACGAGCCCGAACAUGUUGAGAUCACAGUUAAGUCCACACCAGAUGAUCAUUCAUCAGCCAGGCGGCCAAUUCUUAGUAUCAUCACCGAGUUCUACUAACCAGUUCCUUCCGAAAGCUGCGCAAAUUGUUCAGCCUAUCAACACGACGCCUCGAUUCCCAGGAGUAACGCAAAUGAAAACGUCUCCAUCGUCGCAAAAAUCAAAUGAGCAGUCAUCUAACAAGCAGGCUAUUACUACAUUCGCAAACGUGGGCAUGGCACCGGGAGCUCGAGUCGUUACAACCAUGGCUAAUACAACAUCAAUGCCCGCUCUGGGAAACGAACCUUCACCUGUUUCUGCUACUGGAUCAAAGGUUAUAGUAUCGUCAGCUACUGUACCAUCGACUACCACGUACGUUAUCCAUAACAGUAAACCUUUGGACCCUGGACAAAAAGCUACUCCUGGUACUCCUACCAAAACUAUCAUUCACCAGCAACCGAUGUAUAUCCAGCAUCCCAUCAAACAAUUUGUGCCACAGCAUCCAGUUGCAAUGCAACCGCAAAUGGUAAUGGGUCAACAACCAAUUCGUAUGCAGCAGUCCGUACCCACCUCGACGACCAACGUUAUCGUCUCAAAGCCAAAACAGGACUCGAAACCGCUAAAUACAAUUUCGACAAUUACUUCAAAUCCAAAUCACCAGAUACCGCCUAUAGCUGCAGUAGUUCAGACGGAUACGCCCUUGUCAGCAAUAGAUAAAGUCGUUGAACUGUCCAAGGACAAGCUGUCGCCCUCCGAAGUGACAACGCCGUCCACAGAGAAAGAACGGCCUCAAUCAACUGGUAAAGAAGACGCAGUCCAACCACAAACUUGUGUGAAGCUUGAAACAUCUGCUGCUGCCGAAGAAUCUGCUAGAUCUUUACUUACUGAAGAGAAUGUUGCCAAAAUUCAUGACAACUCCAGUACGUCGAAUGUUCUUGGCAUUGAUCAGGAAGAUCCAGAAGGUGAUUCUAAGGAAGAUAGUGACUACUGGUCUUCCAAGGAUACCAUAAUUGAUUCGGUGAUCAAGAAGGUUGACGCACUCUGUUCCGAAGACGACGUUUCGGAAGGUGGUUCGGAAGUGAACAAAGAAGACUGGAACAAAACAGAAGAUAAGCCAAAAGCUGGUGAACCCGCACCUGCUCCAAGCGUGUCAAGCAUAUCCAGCAUUCCAGCUUCCGAACCGCCCAAAGCAGAUGAAAAGAAAAUCGAGCAGCCACCUUUCGCGGGUACAAUUACAUCUACGGUUCCCGUUCAGUCAUCAGUAUUGUCGACGGUGCCAGCUCCUACUCCUGUGUCGGAACCUACCACUACUCCAGCAGAAGAAGAUGAGGUCGAGGAAAGUUCAACAGAAGCCACACCUCCUACUCGUGGAGGGAAGCGUGGAGGUAGACGGGGAGGAAGGAAAACAUCGGAAAGUGUUUCAACUCCAGUCAAAGCUCCAGGAUCGGAUAAGGUACCGGAAAUGGAUACUGCUUCGACCGCUAAACGUGGUGGCAAAACGGCUUCAAAGCGUGGGAGAGGUGGUGCAAGAGGCGGAGCUGCGAGAGGUGGAGCUUCAAAUGUGCAACCUAUGCCAAUUCCGGGUUCAAAAGGUAAACAUCAGAACACGGGAUCAGAUGUCUAUGAAUUUCACGAUGAUUCUGGUGAAGAGGUUGCUGGAAGUGACAAGCAACAAGCGGACGGGUCCCGCCCAAGAUUGAUUCUGACCAUCAAGAAUCAGGGUACAACUGCAUCUCCAACCCCGUCCACUUGCACUGCUCCGGUUGUUGUUACGUCUGCUCCAGUAAUUCAACCAAGUAUGACCACUGUUGGAAUUAUCAGCACCCCUGCGGCUCAGCUGCACCCAACCACCUCUUGUCCUGUUCCUCAGCUACCGUUGGAAACCCAGAGUAUUCCGGCACAAGUUACUGAUGCAGGAUCAAAAGAAGAACUCAUGCAACCUCCGGGAAACACUCGCAAGUCACGUCGUUUGCUGGAGAAAGAUGGGCGUACCACCGUGGAUGACAUUAUUGACGAUGUCAUCCGUAAUGGUCCAUCGCCAAGGGUUAUGCUGGCUCCACCGGUUCAAAUACCCCCGCAACAGCAAACACAGAUGCUCAUUCAACAAUUCCAAACGCAACAAACGAUCAACCAGGUCAAUCAGAUGAUGUCGCCAGCUCAGUCGCAGCUUGUGCAGAUGGUUCCGGGUGAUCUUCCUGGACAUGCGGGUAGAAGGGCGACUAGAAACAAUGCAACCAUGGCUAACGCUAUGAGUCCGGAUGCUCGCAAACCUCCCCGUGCAGGACGUAAAGGGAAAGACCGCAAAAUUUCUGAAACAUCUAACGAUAGUAACGACGAGCGCCCAAUGGGUGUUUCCAGGCCUAGUACAAUCGAUGGUAAGGUUGAUGAAACGUCUGUUGCUGGCACCUUGUCUGCUACAGCACCGGUUACGCCGAGUGUUUCUGUAACGCGGCCUAAUGAGAUGGCUUCGUUGGCUGACAAAUCGAAAGAGAAACCGAAGUCAGCCGAUGAGGUGAAAACGGAGCUUGGUUCGACUCAAGCAAGUUCGCUAGCAUUAAUAGAUCCGGUUACUGGUGAGUUAACUGUGGUGCGAACAAGCAAAGAAGGUCAAUAUGUGCCAAUGCCGAACGCUCCACAGCCAUUAAAGAAGGUCAUUGCGGCGGCUGCAAAUGCAGAAAUGAAAACGUCACCAACUCCAUCGAUAUCCGCCUCGGCAUCACCAGUCCCAAAUAGAACUCCAACACCGGGAUUGGCUCCAUCACCUGGAAUGACAAGAGUACCCACACCCAACACUACGGUCGCUCCGCAUCCUACGCAACAGAUGGAGGCCCAAAAGAUGUCUUCUGCUGCUAUGGUUAAGCAAAGUACUCCACUACCUGUGUCAUCUCAAAAUCCGAACAUUUCGGCACCCACUGUCGUCGUGCAGCCGCCACAUGCUACCGGAGGAACCGUUGUCAUACAGCAUCCUCUGAGUCAAGGAAUGUCCCAGCUUCCGACAGUGUUGCAACCAGGUUCAUCAAAAUCGCAUUCGUUGAAAGCCCACAUGUUAAGUUCACAGCAGAUCAUGAAUCAACAAUCACAAGCUGGCAAGCCGGCUCAUCCACCAUCUUCGCAAGGUCAGCCUCAGAUCGUGUACAAGUCGGUCAUGUCUCAGCAACCGGGAACAGUUUCGGGAGCUAUUCAUACCACCACUGGAAAGCAAAUUCAUCCCAGUACAAACAUGAAGCUUCCUCCUCAAAAUAUGUCACCUCAAGGUGUUUCACAACAAGCUGGUCCUCAGCAGAUCAUCAUUCAAAAUCAGAUGCAACAACAACAAAUGACAAUUAACAAGCACACGAUCAUCAAUAAAAUUGGGCCACCGCAGCAGCAGCAGCAACAACAACAAGGCCAUCCCUCAGCAGUACAUCAUCCACCUGGAAGUGGAAAUCUAUUGAUCAAUAUUCCUCAGAAUUCCCAAAUGGGAAAUAUUCCCAUGUCUCCGAGAAUGCCCCAUCAGGUGGUGAUAACCAACAACAAAGGUCAACCGGGACAAAUACAAUCUCAGCAACCACAUUCACCACAAGUUGUCCACAAACAACAAGGUCAACCACCGCAACUGAACCAUCAAGGUCAACCUGGCCCUCAGCAAAUCAUCAUCCACAGCAGUAAAGCACCACCAGGACAUCAUCAGAUUCCUACCGGUUAUACAACUGUGCUGCAGAGUGGCGGGAAGAUUAUCCAUCAAGGACCAGUGCAGCUUGGCCAAGGUCAACCCCAACAACAGCAGCAGGGCAUGCUUGGAAAGCAGCAAACCCAGACUAUCCAAAUCUCCAGUGCUAGCGGAGUUCCGAUCCAUUAUCAACAACAACAGUCGAUUCAGUCUCAACCUACGGUGGUACACAAAACUGUCACGACGGUCCAUGGUGGGCAAUCGAUCAAGAUACAGCAGCAUAAGGUUGGUCCUGAAACCAUUGCUCAUAUGCAAUCCGUCCACGCUGGUGGAAAACAGGUUUUUCAGCAGACAGCAGGUUCUGUGGGAGCAAAAUUACCUCUCCAGCAACUAUCUUCGUUGCCGCAUAAUCAACCAGUUGGCUUGAUGAAGGCGAAUCACGUCGUAUCAGGUCCUCCACCGGUCGGUGGUAAUCAACAGCAGGUUGCACCGCCACCUUCUCCAUCGCAGCUGUUAACGAUUCAGCCAGGCAAAGGAGUUUCUCCCCAUCUGCAUCCGGCACCACAGAUUCUCACCGGAGCUGUUGCUAGCCCACCGCUGAAGCAACCCCAUAUGCAGAGUCAACAGCCGAUUGUAACAGGUGCAAGCAGUUCUCGCAUUGCCGUGCCACCGAUCAGUCCGCAAGGACAACCGGGACCACCACCGGCGUCCCAUUUGAGACAUAUCCAACAGCCGGGAUUGAACGUGCCACCCCAGGUGGCUUACGAAACGAACCAGCAUGGAGAUUUGGCAGGAUUCAUCGCUCGCGGACAAAGUCCUCCGCCGGCUCAUCAGCAGCAAACGUCGCCAAUUACACCGAACGAUGCCUCCUUUCGCGGUGGGAUGCCACGGGAGUUUGCCAAGUACAUGUACAGCAGAACCAGUAUUAUACCAAGCAGGUCUCCAAUGUUGGCCGGAUCCAUGGAGCAACGUGAACUGUCUGAUAUGGAAGAAAGUGUGGCAGCGAGCCCUCCUCUCGAAUUACGCCGUCCACCGAGUGGUCCACGUCCUGUAACGACUGCCGUGCCUGUGCCUCACAGUUUGCAGAGCCCUGGAGAUCGUUCCACAGAUUCACCACAAGUGGCACAAGUAUACAUAGGAAGCGCUCGCAUUCCACAUAAUUAUUCGGACUCCCUCCACACGCGGUUCUACGAUCCGGCAGCUGCUGGAUCUAAUGCUCCGCCACGAGCUAUGAGUGCUGAGCCACCACCAGCUCACCGACCACACAGUUUGGUAAACACCGGUACAGGAUUCCCUCCGGGAUCCUAUCCCGGAACACCCAGUCAGACUCCGCCUCCAGCAUCACCGGCUAAUCUUGCACAAAUCCAGCAGCAGCAGCAGCAGCGUGAUCAACAACAACAAUCUCAACAACAGCAGCAGCAGCGUGAUCGCGAGCUGCAGCAACAGAGGGAUCGCGUCACGCUGACAGGACAUGCAGCGGCCGCCGCUCCUGUUUCGAGUGCCCCGUUGCCAGCCCAUAGUGGAAGUAUGCCGGCAUCGAUGACUCAACAACAACAGGCUGCUGCUGGACGAAACCUUCAGACAUCGACUCCUCCUGUCGGGGCCGUCCAGAUGCCUGCUAGUGGUCCACCACCGACACAGAGUGAUUCGCUGGAGGCCCUACUGCAACGUUAUCCGGUCAUGUGGCAAGGAUUGCUGGCUCUGAAGAACGAUCAGGCUGCAGUGCAGAUGCACUUUGUGCACGGCAAUCCGGGCGUGGCGGGCAGUUCACUGCCGAGCAACAGCGACGGUACAACGCCCCCGUUACGGAUUGCUCAGCGAAUGCGGCUCGAGCCUGCACAAAUCGAUGGCGUCGCACGGAAGAUGCAAAUGGACCAAGAGCACUGCAUGCUUCUGGCGCUUCCAUGCGGCCGGGACCGAAUGGAUGUACUCCAGCAGCAGAACAACCUUCAGACCGGUUUCAUUACCUACCUACAGCAGAAACAGGCCGCCGGCAUUGUGAACAUUGCCGCUCCCGGAAGUUCACAGGCGGCCUACGUCGUACACAUCUUCCCGUCGUGCGAAUUUGCCAACGAAAACCUGGCCCGCAUCGCACCGGAUCUGAUGCAUCGGGUGGCCAACAUUCAGUAUCUGCUGAUUGUGAUUGCCACGGUGUAGGAUGGGGUGAGUGUGUACGAUGUACCCGGAUGUGACUCCAACUAUUGGAACCCGAUUUUGACGCAAAUCAGUAAUGUUUGAUAGCAGAGCAGAGAGGGAAAGAGACAGAUAGUAGACGGAUGUGAAUUGAUCUCAUUAAAGUAACAAAAUAUUUUACUAUUACUACUACUAGCAAGAGGAAAGGAAAUGUCACGUCAUGCAAGCAGUGAUAAUUUAGAUUUGUUUAAGGGCAGAAAGACAAAAGAUUACUUAGAGUUGAGAUAGGGCAGGAAGGGUCGGGAGGAAUCGAUAUGAGAAAAGCUAGUGUUGAACAUAAGUUGUUGAGUAAUAUGGUAAGGACGAGUGUGUAGCAGAGUGGUAAAUAUAAAAGCCUAUUAUUAAGUGGUUGAAUAUUCUUAAACAAGAGAUAAGAAAUGUACGCGCAAAUAAGCGUGAUAGAAACCCUGGAACAGGAGAAGAGAGGCAAUCGAUUUUACGCAGAUGCAGCUUACUUCUACGUGUUUCUUUCGAUGUGGGAAAAGUCCAAGAAUCAUGGAAUAAAAUGUGUGGGAAGGAAAGAAGUUUAUGUGACAACUGUGAUUUUGAUCAUAAUUUUUAAGUAUUAUGAACUCUUUAUACUAACCUAUGAAGCAAAAGGCUACUAAAUCGACACGAAAUCGACGUUAAACGAUUUGUUGAGUAAAUUGUGGGUAACUCUACUUUCCUUCAGUAGAGUUUUGGGCUGUUCACCGGACAGUCCUCGGCAUCGGAGGAUGGAAAACUGAAACUGAAAGAGAUUUUUGUACAUGCUGGCAAAACGAGAGGGAAGGGUGGUCUUCUUUCCUUCUUAUUACUAAUUUAUUGAACAUUGUUUUCGCUUUUCUGUUAACAGGUGUGUAGUAUAUAAGUUCUUUUUUACUUUUUGCCUAAAACCGAUGUGUACGAUAUAGGAUCAACAGUAGGUGGAGUUGUCGUAAAAUAUUUAUAUUGUGUACAGAGAGAACGCAAGAGCUGAAUGUAAUUGUUGAAGCUUAAAUAGUAGAUUUACAGCAAAUAAGUAACCAACGAUGAUGACGAAGAAAGAACAAGAAGAAGAAGAAGAAGAAAAAGAGGAUAUAAUGUAUAGGAAUAAAUAUUUCACACAUAAGCUAAUUGGUAAAAUUCAAGGUAGGUCUCAUAAACUGUUUCUAAGGAAAAGUUAAUAAAUGCAAUGUUCAAUGAAAACGUAAACAUUGCAAGUAAACGAUAAAAGCUAGUGAUAAGUUUCCUACGAUUGAAGUUAUUGUUUUAUUUUUAAAGGAAGUAACUUAAGGCUAGUACUACGCGCAGUUCACACUUGUGUAAAUAUAAUCUUAAACGGAAGCUAAAACAUCAGAGAAUUAUGCUGUUUUUAGAAGUCUACAGUGUAAGAACACACAAUUAACAUUUACAUGCAAAAUUGAGAAUGCGAACAAUCUUGUUUGUAAAUACGCUGAAAGUAAAAACAAGCAACAAUCAUCAAUUUGCAGAUUGAAAGCGUAAAUGACAAAACAUGAGCAAAUAUUUUGCGUCUGUCAUUUCGGUUUGAUUAGUUUUUUUUCCCGAUGAAUGGUUUGUGUCGCGCGAGUUCAUGCUGCCACACGUGUCCUGUCCAUGGUUGUGAGCCGCCUUUGCAGAUAAGUUUUUAUGCUGAGCACAAUUUGUGUUGAUGUGGAGUAGAAGGAAGCUUCGGCAGCUUUUGUAACAUUCAUCCUUAAACAGUUUCGUUUGUUCGACACGUGGUCACUACUUCACGUGUCAACACUCGAUCGACGCACUGCUCUAUACGUUUUCGAUUCAUGUUUGUGUCGUCCGAAGAUUGUAGCGGAAAAAAUAUUGCUCAUUAGAUUGUUAGAAGACAGGAUUGAAGCUAACUGCACUUCCACCGUUGUGACGAAGAAAUAAGUAAAAUAACAAAACAAAAAU
Messenger RNA from Ochlerotatus camptorhynchus, 21138 nucleotides. RefSeq names its product split ends (gene spen). The coding region runs from base 2044 to 19215 and encodes 5723 amino acids. Gene Ontology annotation, cellular component: nucleus. The transcript is spliced from 12 exons. Gene Ontology annotation, molecular function: mRNA binding. Gene Ontology annotation, biological process: regulation of transcription by RNA polymerase II. Lineage: Eukaryota; Metazoa; Arthropoda; Insecta; Diptera; Culicidae. The record is from RefSeq and is a predicted model, not a curated record.